AUGUAUGUACAGGAGCGCCAGCAAUUGUGGCGCAGUGGAGCAGCUAAGAAGCCUGAAGAUGAAGCAGCGGAACGGGCCAAGCAGCAGGAGAGAGAACGUCAAGAGACGGGCUUUGAUCGUGUCUUCCAGGAGGUCUUCGGGGAGCAGCAGAAGGACAAGAAAGGAGGCGACGAGGAGGAGCUCAACAGUGUUUUAUCCAGUGGAGAUACAGGCGCCAAUGCGUCGUCUUUAGGGCUGUCGGUGGUUGAUGCAGAGACAGAUAAAGACAAGGAGGUGACGAAGGUGUCGGGCAAACGUAAGGCUGCUCUGAGUGAUGACGAGAAAGAAGAGGAGGCGUGGGGCUUCGCGACGGCUGGGAACAGUGGGUUCACUCUCGAUGACUUCGACGCUCCAUCUGACAGCAACGACGCGGGUUCCGGUGAUGUGGGUGAUGCUCGGAAGGCUGCGGAGUUUGAGCGCUGGAAGGCCGAGGACGCCCAAAGUGCGGUGAGCGACAACUUCGUCAAGCUGAACAUGCGUAAGAGAUUCAAGGGCAGCUCUGGGCGCGCCAAGAAGCGACCGGCGUAUCUGCGCGCACGUAAUCAGAACCUGCUGGACGAAGCUACAGGUGAGAAAUCUUCAGGCCUCGCUCCGGUGGUCAAUGCGAACGGUACUCAACAGAGUAAGAAGGAGAAGUCGAUGCUGGCUGACGACGGCGUGGACUUCACCGAGGAGUGUCUGGAAGUGCUGGCCAAAGCCGAGAAAGCGCGUGGUCUCUCUAGUCAAGAAAAAUCGAAACCGAAGAAGGAGGCCGAGUCAUUGACACCGCCGAGGUGUCAUCAUGCGUUGGUCUGUCAGAGCUUGGAGGUCAAGAAGAAGAACAAGAACCACGGCCGCAAGUUCUUCGCCUGCCCGCUGGGAUUCGAUGAAGGUCGCUGCGACUUCUUCCUCUGGGAAGACGACCACGUCCCGCUUGCACUGCAGACACUCUUCACGGCUUCUUCUUCCUCUGACGGUGUUGCUGAGUCCGCAGCUGAAGCAGAAGCCAUUGAGUGCGUUCCUCUGGAUAUUGAAGCUACUGAAGAGGAGCAACGUGAGGCGAUGCUCACCAAUCUGCUUCUGGUGUUUGGGCACGCCGACUUUCGUCCUGGCCAGCAGUGGGCGAUCUCAAGGGUGCUGCGUCGUAAGGACACUCUCCUUGUGUUGCCCACGGGUGCAGGCAAGUCGCUGUGCUAUCAAUUCCCAGCGCUCUUCUUGCCUGGAAUUACGCUCGUGAUCUCGCCGCUUAUCUCGCUGAUGAACGACCAGUACGAGAGUCUCCCCGCCCCAUUGAAGGCUCGCUCCUUGUGUCUUUCCGGCUCCGGCUCGGAUUCAGGCUCGUCCAAGGCGAAGCAUGCGGCUUUUGUGCGUGAUCUGCUGGCGGACAAACUCUCUCUGAUCUUCCUGUCGCCGGAGAAGGCGCUGGAUGCUGGAAUGCAAGCGCUGCUCGCGUUACCGCGGCUUCAGAAUCAAGGUGGCGAGAGCGAGAGCGACAUGGUGCUGCAGAUGCCAUGGCAAAGGAAGAAUCUGGCGCUGGAAGUUCGUUCCGUCCGGUCGAAUGAUGAGCGACUGCGGCAUCUCGUCCACAUCCUCCCCGAGUUGAGCAAAGGAUCAACACAGUCCUCCAAGGCUGGCGGUGGAGGUGUUAUCGUGUACGUUCACCAGCAACGGCAGACGGAGGAACUUGCAGCUCUGCUGCGUGAACAAUUGCCCAACGCUUGGCGCACUGCUGGAAAGGUGGUGGCGUUUCAUGCUGGCAUGGCGCCUGAGGCGAAGGAAAAGGUCCGCACAGGUUUUGCGCGAGGCAGAGUGCGCGUUGUGGUGGCUACUAUCGCAUUUGGUAUGGGCAUUGACAAGAAGAAUGUGCGGGCUGUUGUGCACUUCCACAUGCCGUCGUCUGUCGAGGGAUACGUGCAGCAGAUUGGACGAGCAGGUCGUGACGGCAAGUCUGCGCGAGCGUUGCUGUAUCUGCUGAAUGAAGACGCGGUGCACUUCCGCUCGUUACUGUUUUCAACCGCAUUACAUCGCGACCAGCUUCGGAGGCUUAUGGCUCUUGUCUUCCAGAGUCGGGAGAGCUUAUCCCCAGCGAGCAAGAAGCAUGUAGUGGCUGUGAAGUGCUCGGGAAGAGGUCAGAGAGCUGGCAGUGACCUGACGCUGGAGUCUCUCGAGCGAGAUUGGCUGGAGCGCCACCUUGACCUGAAGGCGGCUUCGAUCGAGACGUUCCUCACGUUGCUGGCCCUCGAGACGCAGCGUCAGAAGGACGACGAGCUGGGUUUACGCGUGGCACUCCAACCUCUGAGCAUGAGUCAAUGUACACUGCAGCUGCUGGACACUCAAGCGAAGAAACUGGGACCGCAAUCUACACGCAAGGAAUUGCCUAAUGCACGCGUGACACAUCGUAAGGACGGGUAUCUGAGCUCUUGGGUUAUCGACUGCCACCUGCACGAAGUAGCUCAAUGGUACGGACGGACGACUGGUGCCAACAGCAAUGGAGACCAAGCUGCAGCCCUGUUAGCAGCUUCCGACGCUCAGCAGGCGGGUGAAACCAAUGCUGCUGCGGUCGCUGCCGCCACGAAUGAGCGUCGGCUGCUACAAGAAUUGCGAGCGGCUCAACAGACUGGUCAGAUCCAGCGCUUUUCGCUGUCACAGCCCGCAUUCCAGCUGCAGUUGAGCUGGAGGGCUGAACUGACCGACGAGAUGAAGAGUGAAGUCGUGGACCGAUGGACGAAGCUGUUGUAUGCGAAGCACGGGCAUCUCGAGUCGCGCCAGCUUGCUCGUCUCGCUCAUUUGUAUGGAGCGCUGUACGCGGCAGCUCUACCGGCGCCUUCUCCGACGUCAACCGCGCGUGAUGGCGAAGAUGAAGAAGACGAAGAAGAUCUGGAUGAUAAGGCCCAUGCUCUCGAGACCAAACCGGUACGUUACUUCGAAGACGACGACGAUAAGGAUGAUGCUGCCGCCGGUGGAGACGACGUCGAAGGUGACGAGGAUGAGCGUUUGCUGCAGAAAAUGCUGCGGCCGCUGACCGAGUCUCUGAUCGAGGCUAUCGAGCGAGGUACACGCUCACUCAUUCAACUCCGUCUUGGCGGUGGAGGUCCGCUUGAGGGCAGUGAUACUGAAGAGAGCACGAGCAACGAUGAAGGACGAUGGCGCGACCACGUCUGCUGGCGACGGUACUCUGACCUGGCAUUCGAGCGCAUCGUGCAGAUUGCACACAAGGUGAUCCUGGAGGAGGAGGCUUUGGAAUCGACUGUAAAGUCGGCGAGUGUGGGCAUGUCGACAACUUAA
Messenger RNA from Phytophthora sojae, 3303 nucleotides. RefSeq lists its product as hypothetical. The record is from RefSeq and is a predicted model, not a curated record. Gene Ontology annotation, cellular component: nucleus; chromosome; cytoplasm. Lineage: Eukaryota; Oomycota; Peronosporomycetes; Peronosporales; Peronosporaceae. The transcript is spliced from 4 exons. Gene Ontology annotation, molecular function: 3'-5' DNA helicase activity; four-way junction helicase activity; ATP binding. Gene Ontology annotation, biological process: double-strand break repair via homologous recombination. Bases 1 to 3303 code for a protein of 1100 amino acids.